Molecule: messenger RNA, 1573 nt
Organism: Chrysoperla carnea
Lineage: Eukaryota; Metazoa; Arthropoda; Insecta; Neuroptera; Chrysopidae
Gene: mts
Product: serine/threonine-protein phosphatase 2A catalytic subunit alpha isoform
Exons: 4
Coding region: 10-939 (309 amino acids)
Biological process (GO): peptidyl-serine dephosphorylation; mitotic cell cycle
Cellular component (GO): cytosol
Molecular function (GO): protein serine/threonine phosphatase activity
Source: RefSeq, a predicted model, not a curated record
AGCCAUACAAUGGACGAAAAGUCAUCAUCUAAAGAAUUAGAUCAAUGGAUUGAACAGUUAAAUGAAUGCAAACAGUUGACAGAAACUCAAGUUAAAACAUUAUGCGACAAGGCAAAAGAAAUAUUGGCGAAAGAGUCAAACGUACAAGAAGUAAAAUGUCCUGUAACAGUAUGUGGAGAUGUACAUGGCCAAUUUCACGAUUUGAUGGAAUUAUUUCGGAUAGGCGGAAGAUCACCAGAUACAAAUUAUCUAUUUAUGGGUGAUUACGUAGAUCGUGGAUAUUAUUCUGUGGAAACAGUUACAUUACUUGUUGCAUUGAAAGUACGGUAUCGAGAAAGAAUAACAAUUUUGCGAGGAAAUCAUGAAUCCAGACAAAUUACACAAGUAUAUGGAUUCUACGAUGAAUGUUUAAGAAAAUAUGGUAAUGCAAACGUAUGGAAAUUUUUUACUGAUUUAUUUGACUAUUUGCCAUUGACGGCAUUAGUAGACGGUCAAAUAUUUUGUUUACAUGGUGGGCUUAGUCCUAGUAUAGAUACAUUGGAUCACAUCAGAGCAUUAGACAGAUUACAAGAAGUACCACAUGAAGGACCUAUGUGUGAUUUGUUAUGGUCCGAUCCAGAUGACAGAGGUGGUUGGGGUAUUUCACCUAGAGGUGCUGGUUACACAUUUGGUCAAGAUAUAUCAGAAACAUUUAAUCAUAGUAAUGGUUUAACUCUUGUCUCUCGCGCACAUCAACUCGUCAUGGAAGGAUACAAUUGGUGUCAUGAUCGUAAUGUUGUUACUAUAUUUUCAGCACCCAAUUAUUGUUAUCGUUGUGGUAACCAGGCCGCAAUUAUGGAACUUGAUGACGCUUUAAAAUACUCCUUUUUGCAGUUUGAUCCUGCGCCUCGACGAGGUGAACCACAUGUUACUAGAAGAACGCCGGAUUAUUUCUUAUAAAUGACGCCAAUAAUUGUCUUUUAUUAUUAUUUUCCUUGAUAUCCUCCUCUAUUUCCUACAAACAAAACAUACAUGCAUGCCCAAAUCAUGAAUUAUAUCCUAUCCGUAUCCGUAUCCCAUUCUUUAUAUUGUUUUGGAAAGAAUAUCGUGACUUACACUUUUUCACGGCUCCCACCAUCCAAAUCAUUUAAAUAUAAAUACAAAAUAAAACAAAACAGACUUUAUAAUAAAUCAUUUUUUUGUGUUGUCUCAUGUAAAAUAAAUACUUGAUGGUUAAAGUUAAGAUCCGUUAAAAUCAUCAUCGAUAAUUUUAUUACAUUAUUAUCUAUAACCACAAGCAAUCAACCAACAAAACAUACAAACAAACAAAAAAACCACCACUUUCUUGUAAUUCACAGCCAAAUUGCAUUGUUCAUUUUUUGAUCCUAUCUAUUUUGAUACAAUCGAUCAAAUCAAUCAAUUAUUAUCGUUUGGAUUCGAUUGAGAUAUGUAUCAAUAAUAAAAACAAAAUCUCAACAAUGAAAUUGUAUAUUUUAUUUACCAAAAUCAAAAUUUUUAUUGUAAACUGUAGAGAUUUGCUUAUUAUAACAGCUCACGUUUUUGAAUUUAUUAUUAUUAUUAUUAUAAAAUAAGU